This is a messenger RNA of Papaver somniferum (opium poppy), 870 nucleotides long. RefSeq names its product dehydrodolichyl diphosphate synthase 2-like. Bases 1 to 870 code for a protein of 289 amino acids. Lineage: Eukaryota; Viridiplantae; Streptophyta; Magnoliopsida; Ranunculales; Papaveraceae. The transcript has a single exon. Gene Ontology annotation, cellular component: chloroplast stroma. Gene Ontology annotation, biological process: response to cold; polyprenol biosynthetic process; plastid membrane organization. The record is from RefSeq and is a predicted model, not a curated record.
AUGGAGUACUUAUUAUUGUGCAAACAUGGUGCAAAAGUUUGGACUGAGGAGGAAUUGCCUGCAGGUCUAAUUCGCGAACGCCUACCAAACCACGUAGGAGUGAUGAUGGACGGGAACCGGAGGUGGGCAAAGUAUGAAGAAGAACUGAUAUCUUUGCUUGGUCCAGAUGGGUCAUUUAGUAAGCUAAAUCUCGUUACUGAACUAUGCUGCAAAUGGGGAAUUAAGGUCCUGACGGCAUUUAUUUUUUCUACUCAGAAUUGGAUUCGACCACAACACGAAGUGGACUUCUACAUGAAGGCCAUUGAAUUGUGUUUUUUGUCGAUAAAGGAUGUUUACUUGAAGAGUAAUGUACGUGUAUCUGUUAUCGGGGAUCUUUUAAAGGUACCGAUUUCGCUACAAAAUGUGAUGACAGAGAUAAUAGAAAUGACCAAGAACAACACGGGACUUCAUUUGAAUAUAGGGCUUAACUAUGGUGGAAGAGAAGAUAUUAUAAGGGCAUGCACAAGUAUUUCGCGCAGAGUAAAGAAUAACCUCAUUGAACCAGAAGAGAUUGAUGCAAAAAUGUUCGAUCAAGAACUUGAAACAAAAAGUAUUGAAUUCCCUCACCCUGAUCUAAUUAUCAGAACUAGCGGUGAGAAAAGGAUCAGUAACUUCUUAUUGUGGCAAUUAGCAUAUUCUGAACUUCAUUUUGAGGAUUGUCUUUGGCCUGAUUUCGGGGAGAAAGAAUUUAUCAAGGCAUUACGCUCGUUUCAAGAGAGACGGAGACGGUUUGGAGGAGAUAGUGAGGAAGGCUUGGGAGAGGAACUUUAUAAACAAGCUAUAGCGUCUAUGAAUGAAUAUGGUAAGCAGUUACUUAGUUCCAGCAACUAA